CGCAGGACGCGGGGCUGCCAUUGGCCGGGAGGCGCGGCGGCGGGAUGGCGGCGGCGGCAGGGCUGGGCGGCGGCAGCGACUUCUCGGACCUGCGGGAGAUCAAGAAGCAGCUGCUGAGCGUGGCGGAGCGCAGCCGCGAGCGCGGCCUGCAGCACAGCGGCAAGUGGGCCUCCGAGCUGGCCUUCGCCUUGGACCCGCUGCCGCUGAGCGAGCUGCCGCCGCCCCCCGCGCUCACGGAGGAGGAUGCUCGUGAUCUGGAUGCCUAUACAUUAGCCAAGUCUUACUUUGAUCUAAAGGAGUAUGACAGGGCUGCCUAUUUUCUGCGGGGCUGCAAGAGUCAGAAAGCUUACUUCUUGUAUAUGUACUCUAGAUACCUGUCAGGGGAAAAGAAGAAGGAUGAUGAGACAGUGGAUAGUUUGGGACCUCUGGAAAAAGGACAGGUGAAAAAUGAAGCUUUACGUGAAUUGAGAGUUGAGCUUAGCAAGAAACACAAGGCACGGGAACUGGAUGGAUUUGGCCUUUAUCUAUAUGGGGUUGUGCUGCGGAAGCUGGACCUGGUGAAAGAAGCAAUAGAUGUGUUCGUGGAAGCUGCUCAUGUCUUACCUUUGCACUGGGGAGCCUGGCUGGAACUUUGCAACUUGAUUACAGAUAAAGAGAUGUUGAAGUUCCUGUCCUUGCCGGAUACAUGGAUGAAAGAGUUCUUUCUUGCACACAUUUAUACAGAGCUGCAGCUGAUAGAGGAGGCUCUGCAGAAGUAUCAGAGUCUCAUUGACGCAGGAUUUUCCAAAAGCACUUACAUCAUCUCUCAGAUUGCAGUUGCCUACCACAAUAUCAGAGAUAUUGACAAAGCUUUAUCCAUCUUUAAUGAGCUAAGGAAACAAGAUCCUUACAGGAUAGAAAACAUGGACACUUUCUCCAACUUGCUGUAUGUAAGGAGCAUGAAGCCUGAGUUGAGCUACCUGGCUCACAAUCUCUGUGAAAUAGACAAGUAUCGUGUUGAGACCUGCUGUGUAAUUGGGAAUUAUUAUAGCUUGCGUUCCCAGCAUGAAAAAGCAGCACUCUAUUUCCAGAGGGCCUUGAAACUGAAUCCUCGUUAUUUGGGAGCCUGGACACUCAUGGGACAUGAGUAUAUGGAAAUGAAGAACACAUCUGCAGCUAUCCAGGCUUACAGACAUGCAAUAGAGGUGAACAAAAGGGACUACAGAGCGUGGUAUGGCUUGGGGCAAACCUAUGAAAUCCUCAAAAUGCCAUUUUACUGUCUCUAUUACUAUCGACGGGCCCACCAGCUCAGACCAAAUGAUUCUCGUAUGCUGGUUGCUCUAGGAGAAUGCUAUGAGAAACUCAAUCAGUUGGUGGAAGCUAAAAAGUGCUAUUGGAGAGCUUAUGCAGUGGGAGAUGUGGAGAAAAUGGCACUGGUGAAACUAGCAAAGCUGCACGAACAGCUGAAUGAAUCUGAACAGGCAGCUCAGUGCUAUAUCAAAUACAUCCAGGAUAUCUAUUCCUGUGGGGAGAUAGUGGAGCACCUAGAAGUCAGCACUGCCUUCCGUUACUUGGCCCAGUACUACUUCAAGUGCAAGCUCUGGGAUGAAGCCUCAGCAUGUGCUCAGAAGUGCUGUACGUUCAAUGAUACUAGGGAAGAAGGAAAGGCCCUGCUGCGGCAGAUCUUACAGCUUCGCAAUCAAGGAGAAACAUCAUCCACAGAUAUUGCUGCUCCCUUUUUCCUCCCUGCAUCAUUGUCAGCCAACAACACUCCUACACGUCGUGUCUCCCCACUCAAUCUGUCCUCUGUAACACCAUGAAUAAUGCCAAUACUUCUAGCCUGCGCAUUGAAUGUGACAUUGAGGAUGGGGCUUGCAACCACUUACUUCUUUCCAGUGAAAUUUCUACAUGCGUUGUUGCCUUCAUGUGAAGGGUAGGCGUUACCAGAGCCCACAGCUGAAGAUGGAUGUGCCCCAGCAGACAAAGGUGCAGCCUAUGCGAAAGUGCCUAUGCUGAGAUGUGAGAACCUGUUGUACUUCUCACCAAGUCAUUCCAGUCAGAGGGCAGAUGUGUUCCAUUACACAGGACUACUCCUAAUUGAGGGAUUGGGAAGAGCUUGUCUGCUUGUGUUAAAGCAUAUGAAAUUUAAUUCUGCCCCAUUACCUCUGGUCUCUACUGAACUUCUUUGGAUGACGUCUUAGUGGUAUCAUUGCUGUCUAUAUCGAAAACUGUUACCUGCCUGGCUACUUAAGGACUUUUGCUUGUCUUGAACUACACAGAAGAUGUUCCACUAAAGCAGCGGAUACCAACAGUUACAUAUAGGUGCCAUGUCUCUGUUGAAGGACUGAGAAGUGUCACAGGAACUCCAGGUAGCUGCAGGUGACAGCUGUUUGACAUUCUGUCUGUGGAUCUGACAGAUACUUUGGCUUUCAGUAGAAAGGCAGCCAGUGGGAUAGCACAAUUAAAAAACUUAAUGGUUAAA
Messenger RNA from Falco peregrinus (peregrine falcon), 2461 nucleotides. RefSeq names its product cell division cycle 23 (gene CDC23). The record is from RefSeq and is a predicted model, not a curated record. The transcript is spliced from 16 exons. NCBI's taxonomy places the organism in Eukaryota, Metazoa, Chordata, Aves, Falconiformes, Falconidae. The coding region runs from base 45 to 1799 and encodes 584 amino acids. Gene Ontology annotation, biological process: cell division. Gene Ontology annotation, molecular function: protein binding. Gene Ontology annotation, cellular component: anaphase-promoting complex.